AUGUUAGACUUAAAACGCUUAAAACCGAUCGAUUUUGUCAACAUUUCUGUCGUCGUCUCUUCUUUAUUAAUAUUUUACUUUUUUCAGCAAAUUUUGCCAGAAAUGUCUCAAGGAGUUUUGCUCAAUGAGGAACAUAAAGUGAAUGGAGUCACAUUGAAAGCAAGUGGUCAGAGCGACCUCUCAACUCUCCCAUGGCCAACCGGGCUUAACGGACGCAAAGUAAAUGACGGAAAUCUUGAUGAAACAAUUGUAAAGCCAGUUCCCGCAAAUCCAUCGAAAGAGCUGAUUGUGCGAGUGGAUGGAUCGACGUUGUAUCGAAGCAAAAACGGCAAUUCAUUCAAAAUUCUCAUCAAAAAUGAAGAAAAUGUCGUAGAAUAUAUAAUCCCAUCAAAAAACGGGGUUCAAAUCGAGGCGAACACCGCUCAUUCUUAUCCAUUUGGCGAUGAUGGUGGGAUUGAAGAGGUGUCAAGACAGACAAAUGGUGUCACACUUCUUAACAAUUUCAACGAACAAUCAGCGAAAGUCGAGCGAAAAACAUUGGAGCGAACAUUUGUUGAUGGGACUUUACAGCUAGAGGAGGCGACAACAAACGCUGCUUAUGACGUGGUGCUCCAAUCGAGCGUCGAAGGAGGAAAAUUCCAGACAACAAGCGGGAAAUCAGUGGAUACGAUGACUCCUGCAAGCUGGCCUCAUUUAAACACUCCACUUUAUCCAUCAAGAGUCCCCACAUUGGAGCAAGAGUUCACAAUGGAAUGGGUUGAUCAAGGAGAUACAAAGGAGAUUCUCUUCAAGGGUCUAUCCGGUCAUCUAACCGGCGGUGAGGGUCGUCCUGGUGUCAUCUUCGACAAAACUAGAAACAUUAUUUCAAUCAAUCUACUCCUAUCUCGUCCAGACGGUUCAUUCUUCAUCUCAACCGAUCAAGAGUUGAUCAUGAUUGUGGCUCAAUCGGAUAGUAAUGGAGAGCCAAUAAAGAGCACUCUUGAAGCAAUUAUUUUCAAAAAUGGAGCAAAAUUACCAACUGGUUGGUGGCAUUCGGUUCCUUUCCCUCGACCAAAUCAACAGAAAAUUCAUCUAUAUGAAAAAAUCGCUUCCACUGAUGCAAAUAUCGUUUUAAAUGUGCUCGAGGAAGCCGGUGCUCCGCUUGUUAUUCAACUU
Molecule: messenger RNA, 1155 nt
Organism: Mesorhabditis belari
Lineage: Eukaryota; Metazoa; Nematoda; Chromadorea; Rhabditida; Rhabditidae
Source: the annotation of a GenBank genome assembly